This is a messenger RNA of Phytophthora sojae, 633 nucleotides long. RefSeq lists its product as hypothetical. The transcript has a single exon. The coding region runs from base 1 to 633 and encodes 210 amino acids. The record is from RefSeq and is a predicted model, not a curated record. NCBI's taxonomy places the organism in Eukaryota, Oomycota, Peronosporomycetes, Peronosporales, Peronosporaceae.
AUGUUGGCGACGAAGUAUGACGAUGAAGCUCUGACGGCGAUACUACGUGAAGCGAGGGGGAGGGGCCAGAUGAAGGAUCUUGCUGACAGACUCUCGAAGGCACGGCUCUCGAACUGGUUUCAUGAAGGCGUAACAGCAGACGCUGCCUUCCUGAAGCUAAACCUGCCGGCUGGUGGGACCAUGCUGGUGUGGUUUCCAGAGACGCGGCUUUGGCUCUCGUUCGUGUCAAGGCUGCAUCCAAAGAAUACAGACGAUAUGAUCCUCUCUGUGCUCAAGACGCACUACAAAACCGACGAGCAAUUAGGCCACGUGCUUCAAUAUGGUUUGACCCCCAAUGCGGACAUCGCGGCGAGACUAAAGAAGAUCGUGUUCAAGUAUUGGCUACGCGAGCAGAAAUCGGCCGAGAAUGUGUUCGAGUUUCUGCUCAAAAGACACAGAAACUUUGUCUUCCAAACUCGCGAUUUGGACGACUGGGUUGAAUACGUGUAUAUGGUUGACAUGAAGACGCCGCUGACGACCAUGUUCAAGGUGCUAGACAAGCGUUUCGGGCGUGACCUGCCCAACAUGCUGGACAAGGCUUUAAAAGUGCCGCGUACCAAGAAACUUGCUGAAAUGUUGGUGACCAAGCUGUAA